Messenger RNA from Fundulus heteroclitus (mummichog), 1938 nucleotides. RefSeq names its product checkpoint kinase 2 (gene chek2). Gene Ontology annotation, biological process: protein phosphorylation; mitotic DNA damage checkpoint signaling. The transcript has 15 exons. The record is from RefSeq and is a predicted model, not a curated record. The coding region runs from base 127 to 1815 and encodes 562 amino acids. Gene Ontology annotation, molecular function: protein serine/threonine kinase activity; protein binding; ATP binding. Gene Ontology annotation, cellular component: nucleus; cytoplasm. NCBI's taxonomy places the organism in Eukaryota, Metazoa, Chordata, Actinopteri, Cyprinodontiformes, Fundulidae.
CCCUCUCAUUGGCUGCAGCUGUCACGUGCUGCGAAGAGGGAAAAAACAAGGAAGCUGGUUUUCCCGGCGAACCUUCUGCACGUGGAAAGUUCUGGAGCGACGUGCAGGUGUCCCGGCGCUUUCAGCAUGUCUGAGGAGAUUCCACCCGAGGGACAGGUGACCCAGAACCAGCCCGAAACCCAGAACCAGCCCGAAACCCAGACCCAGCCCGAAACCCAGCCAGAAUCCCAGCCAGAAUCCCAGACCCAGUCCACCCUGUCCCCUUCUCAGACCAGGUCUCAGUCCCAGCAGGGGUCCAGCUCGUCCAGCGGUCCCGCCUCAGGCAGCCAGUCGUCCAGCGGCUCAGGGACCCUCAGCAGCGUGGACACCCUUUCUGUCCCCCUAGCCUCCGUCCCAGAGGAACCAGAACCAGAACCAGAACCAAAGCCCUGGGGUCAGCUGAUCCCCAUGGCCCGAGGUUUCAGGAGCCACGAUUGCCUGGAGGAGCAGUACUUGUUCGGUAGAGACUCUCAGUGUAACUACGUUCUGGAGGACCCAGAAGACAAGAGAUCCAGGAAGUUCAGGAUCUACAGCAAGAAACACUUCCGGAUCUUCAGAGAAGGCUCUGAGGUCUUCGUGGAGGACUUCAGUAACAACGGCACGUUUGUGGACGGCUUGAAGGUCGGCAGGAACAAGAAGCUUCCGCUCCUCAACAAGGCUGUGCUGUCUCUGGCUGAGCCCCAGAACCGAGUGUUUAUCUUCAUCGACCUGAUGUCAGACGAUCAGUCCAGUUUGCCCAAAGCUCUGCAGGAUAAAUAUCUGCUGACACGGCAGAUUGGAACGGGAGUCUGCGGCGAGGUGCGGCUUGCCUUCGAACGCGCCACCUGCAGGAAGCUCGCCAUUAAAAUCAUCAAAAAGAGCAACUUCCAGUCGGAGGGGACGGCGACACGGAACGCAGAGAGAGAGAUAGAGAUCCUGCAGAGGGUUGAUCAUCCUUGUCUCAUGAAGACGGAGGACUUCUAUCAGACGGAGGACAGUUACUACAUUAUCCUGGAGCUGAUGGAAGGCGGGGAGCUCUUUGAAAAAGUGAAAUCUCGGCAGCAGCUAAACGAAGACGUGGCCAAACUGUACUUCUAUCAGAUGCUCUGCGCCGUUCAGUAUCUCCACAGGAACGGCAUCAUCCACAGAGACCUGAAGCCAGAGAACAUCCUCCUGUCCUCCAAUGAGGACGCCUGUCUCAUAAAGGUGACGGACUUUAACCAGUCCAGGAUCCUGGAGGAGGCCGCCCUCAUGAAGACCCUGUGUGGGACGCCGUCCUACCUAGCUCCCGAGGUCUUCACCCACGCGUCCACCACCGGCUAUGGCCUGGCUGUGGACGCCUGGAGCCUUGGCGUGCUGCUGUUCGUCUGUCUGAGCGGCUACGCUCCGUUCCACAAGGACUUCAGCAAGUUCUCGGUCAUGGAGCAGAUCAUCAGAGGAGAGUUCGUCAUGGUCCCAUCCAAGUGGAGGAGCGUCUCUAACCAAGCCAAAGACGUGGUGAGGAAGCUGCUGGUGGUCGACCCCGCCAAGAGGAUGACUGUGGAUGAAGCUCUGCAGCACCCCUGGCUGCAGGACCAGCAGAUGUUGAAAGUGGCCCACAGACUCAUGUACCCGGCAGGAGGAGAGGCCGCGGCUGCUUCCAUGGAGACGGAGUCAUCCACAGGAGACGGUUCCUGUAGAAAACGAGGAAGAGACGACGCCGAGGAGGAGGAGGAGCAGCAUCCUGCCAAGAGGAGCCACGGCCCGCCUCCUGCUGCGCCUCCUGCUGCGCCUCCUGCUGCUCUGCAGACGGAGUGAAGCUGCUGGCCUGGAGGUUUUAGUCUUUAGCUCCUGGUUCACGUUUUAUUUGGUUGCUUGGAGCUCCUGCUGUACUGAGACAUGCAGCUGCUGCUUUUGUACAUAAACCUGUAAAGAAAACCA